Messenger RNA from Echinostoma caproni, 546 nucleotides. Lineage: Eukaryota; Metazoa; Platyhelminthes; Trematoda; Plagiorchiida; Echinostomatidae. The record is from the annotation of a GenBank genome assembly.
AUGCUGAGGCUACAGUACUCUCAAGUGGUCAAUGUGCCCAGUAACACUGGGUUCGUACUUCCCCGUUUGCUGGAACAUAUUCCUCACCCAUUACUAACAGACAUUAUCUUUUCCCCCGGAAAGGUAAAGGCUAAGCUCAUGGCUUUGAAGCAGAACUCAUCACCGGGUUUAGAUAACAUCCAUUCACAAGCCCUUAUCACUCUGGCAAGUCACAUAGCCGAUCCUCUAGGUGGGCUAUACCAAAAACCGUUUGAAGAUACCGUGCUUCCUCAGGUGUGGAAAAACGACGUCAUUUCACCAAUUUACAAAGGUGGCUGCCGUAGUGACCCAGCCAACUACCGACUAGUCACGCUGCUUCCAGUGUUGUCCAAAGUCAUGGAAUUUAUUGUUGCUGAUUCCGUAAUGGAUCAUCUGGAGAAAAGUGGCCUACUAUAUCCAGUCCAGCGCGGGUUGCGACAAAAUCGUUCCUGUGCAACUAAUCUGCUUUUGGCUCGGGACGAUUGGACUUAUGCUGUAGAUCAAGGCAAAGGAGUUGAUGUCAUUUAA